CUUGGCUUGAGGGAAUUAUAUAACCCUUUUGACACACAGACAAACUGCAGUCUGUGGAACUAAACAGAGAUAGUGCAAAACAGGGAACAGAGUUAGAAUAGGAAGUCUUAAUAGAAAACAGAGACUGGACUGUUAACAUCUAUUAGUGGACAACUUUCAGAGUAAGAUGCUUCUGUAUUUAAACAUCCUGGUGCUGCUCCUCCUGCAGCCGGCUCUGUCAAGCCCAUUGCCGCUGACCACACCGUCCAGAGGAUGUCCCGGCUGUAAAGCAAAGACCUCACAGAGUCAGCCGUCUGUAGAUUUCAACACCACCGUUCUGGCUGUUGGAGAACCAUGUGGGGUCUACACAGUGAGCUGUGCCCACGGUCUGCGUUGUGCACCUCCAGAGGAUGAGCCGAGGCCUCUCCGUGCCCUGCUGGAGGGCAAAGGAGUCUGCAGUAAUGCCAGCAGCGCCAACCCGACUGAACAGACCAACACUGCAGAUCCAGGACCCACUGAGGAUCCAGAGGAGGCGCCAUGUCGUAAGCUGCUAACAAAUCUCAUCCAAGGUCUGGAUGCCCAUUUAUUUAAGUCAAAUCAUGAUAUCUACAUGCCCAACUGUGACAAGCGUGGUUUCUUCAGAAAGAAGCAGUGUUGGUCGUCACGAGGUAAGCAGCGUGGCAAGUGUUGGUGUGUGGACGAGAACGGCAUGCCGGUCUCCUCAAACACCAAACAGAAAGGCAGCCUGAGUUGUUAAAAUGCAUAAAGCCUGGACUAAAGCAGAGCAGGCUGCAGCUUCGUUACCAGUAUGAGAUAAAGAUGAAGGAACACCACACAGAGUUUAAAGGAAGUGAAAAUGGUGCCUCACUUUUCACUCUCCAUCCGCCAGAAGCAGCUCUCCACCAAUGAAAAUCUGUUUCAAAAUCAGGUGUAUCUUUGUCUCCUUGCGCCCUCUACUGAACAUAUCAAGACUGUCUUCAUCUGACGUGUCACAUUGGAGCGAGACAUCCUACAGAGACAACCUGUCUCCUCAUUUAACUCUGCAAUAACUUUCAGGAACUGCACCUACAGUCUGGGCUGCACAUAUUCAAGGGGUUUACUUCUAAGUUUCAAGAUUUUAACAUUUUAUCUGAUUACAAGUUUUCUAUAUAGGAAUAGUUGGAAACAUGUUUUUUUUUUUUUUACAUUACUGUAUAUACAGUAUAUCAUACAUAAGGUUCAGGUGUAGUUUAGUCUUUUGUAUGUACUCAAUCCUAUUUAUAUAUUUUUCAGUAUUUCUUUUUUACUUUGAAACCACUGUAACUGUAUUACUGUAAUUUCUGUACAUAAUCUAUAGAUGUAAUCCUAUUUAUGUUACUUUGAAUAUGGUAUUUUAUUUAUAGUAUUAUGUUAUUUCCACUACUUUGAAUCUUCCAUAAGAGCAAACACUAGACAUUUCUAUGUUUGUAAGCACAAACUUACAUGGCAGCAUUGUUUUGUUUUUUUUAUCCUUUGGCUAUUAGGUUUAGAUUUAGAUUCACGUAAGAAGGAAGGAGGAAGUGAUUUUAAAAAGAAUACAAACUUAAGACCAAUACAGAUGGACAGUAUUAUGAAAUAUUCCUUAACAGACUUCAUCUGUUUUAUUGUUGAGUAUCUGAAUUGUUAUA
This is a messenger RNA of Seriola dumerili (greater amberjack), 1625 nucleotides long. Its product is annotated as insulin-like growth factor-binding protein 3. The transcript has 4 exons. The record is from RefSeq and is a predicted model, not a curated record. Gene Ontology annotation, molecular function: fibronectin binding; insulin-like growth factor II binding; insulin-like growth factor I binding. Lineage: Eukaryota; Metazoa; Chordata; Actinopteri; Carangiformes; Carangidae. Bases 167 to 736 code for a protein of 189 amino acids. Gene Ontology annotation, cellular component: extracellular region. Gene Ontology annotation, biological process: regulation of insulin-like growth factor receptor signaling pathway.